AUAAGCUGGCAACGCACUGGCGGUGACAUUAUUUUCUCCAUCGAUGCGUGAAAACGAUGACGUGAGUAAGUUUUCCGAAUGGAAAAUGCAUUAAUUAACUGAGAAAAACUUACUUGACGACUUUAAAUAUUUGAGAAUAUCGAGCGACAAGUACAUUGACAAGUGCUGUCAAUAUGGGGGGAUCACACAGCGUCUUCACUGAGGCGGAACUCGACGAUUAUCAGGAGCUAACAUUCUUCAGCAAGAAAGAAAUUCUUCAUGUGCACAAGAGAUUCCACCUACUGGAUCCAGACGCUGUUCGUGCCGACAAGAAUGCCCGACUUCCCAUGUCUACGAUCCUAGAGCUUCCUGAAUUAAAGGAAAACCCUUUUAAAGACAGAAUCUGCAAGGUGUUUUCCUCAGCAGACGACGGGUCCCUUCAGUUUGAGGACUUCCUGGAUAUGAUGUCAGUCUUUAGCGAUGCCGCUCCCAAAAGUGUCAAGGCUGAAUAUGCCUUCCAGAUUUACGACUUUGACGACGAUGACUUCAUCAGUAGCACAGAUCUCCGUGAAGUGGUCAACAGGCUGACCGGAGAGCAACACUUAUCAGAUGCCGACAUGCAACAGCUCAUUGACAAUGUUUUGGAGGAGUCCGAUUUGGAUGAUGACGAUGCUUUGUCAUUUGCAGAGUUUGAACAUGUGAUCUCCAAAUCACCUGACUUCAUCAAUUCCUUCCGGAUCCGUUUGUAAGCAGCGAUGCAUCGCGUCCCGGUUUGGCCUGGUGCUAGAUAUUGUGCAGUGUGUAUUCGUAAGCUACUCAGAGAAAGUCAAACGACGAUUGAAGAGUCGUGAAGCAUGACCGGGCUUGUAGAAUAGAA
This is a messenger RNA of Acanthaster planci (crown-of-thorns starfish), 856 nucleotides long. Its product is annotated as calcium and integrin-binding protein 1-like. Gene Ontology annotation, molecular function: magnesium ion binding; calcium ion binding. Lineage: Eukaryota; Metazoa; Echinodermata; Asteroidea; Valvatida; Acanthasteridae. The record is from RefSeq and is a predicted model, not a curated record.